GCUAUAUCAUGUAUACAUUAACUCUUAACUCUUGAAGACUCAAAGAUCACUAAAGAUGAGCAGUUUAUUUUGGACGACCUUCAUUCUUCUACUAACUGUGUGGUGUACUGUUCCAUCAGACGCACAUAUCAGCUGCAAUCCACAAUCUGACACCAUCUGUAUUUGUCCUCCUGGUUUCUCUGGUGACAACUGUACACAAGAUAUUGACGAAUGCAUGACUAAAGACUGUUAUGGUCAUGGUACUUGUACCAAUACUCACGGCUCCUACAACUGCACCUGUGAGCCAGGCUUCACUGGGGAUAACUGUCAGCUCAAUAUCAACGAGUGUGGUCUAGACUCUCCACCUUACUGCGGUGUGCAUGCACUAUGUGUGGAUACAUACGGAUCCUACACCUGCCAUUGCUUGCCUGGCUACAUGGGAGAGGACUGCGAAGUGGAGAUUGAUGAGUGCGAACUCUAUGGCUGUGAAAAUGGAGUUUGUACUGAUUUAGUGAAUGAUUUUAGUUGCGAUUGUUAUACUGGUUGGAAUGGAGAUAGAUGUGAAAAUGAUAUUGACUACUGUUCCCUCGAUCCUUCCAUACAUGGACCUUGUGACGAUCGAGGUGCCAUUAGCUGUAACGAUGGCAACAGUACGUACACCUGCACCUGUGUGGUGGGCUGGACUGGUUACGACUGCUCAGUGGAUAUCGAUGAGUGUGAGAUCGGUCUUUGCUUAAAUGGAGCUACUUGUAUGCACUUUCUAUUUGGAUAUUACAUAUGCAUUUGUGCCCCAGGCUACAGUGGAUAUCGAUGUGAAAUUGACCUAACUCCUUGUGAUCCUGAUCCUUGCCGGUACGAUAGUUCCUGUCUAAAUGAACAAACCUUCCCUGCAAGAUACCCUGAUGGAGUAGAAGGCGUCCCACUUCUCAGAACUGGUGACUAUUAUUGUGAUUGCUUACCGGGAUUCUCUGGCCAAGAUUGCUCCAACGAAUGUCCUAGUGAGCCUUGCAUGAAUGGUGGAGUAUGUUUUGACACAGAAGAAAGUUUCAUCUGUCAAUGUCCUCCCGGAUUCAGUGGCCAACUUUGUGAUGUUGAUCUCGACUUCUGCACGCCAACUACCUGUCUAAAUGGUGGUGCGUGUGUGGAUGGUAUUGGGGACUUGUUUACUUGUCAAUGUGUGCAUGGUUUCAACGGGGCCAGGUGUGAGAACGACCUUCCAUUUUGUCUCUUCGACUCUUGCAAAAAUAACGGUAUAUGUGUUGAAGGUUUGGGUAAUUCAACGACGUGUAUUUGCCCUGAGGGAUUCAGUGGUCAACUUUGUGAUGUUGAUCUCGACUUCUGCACGCCAACUACCUGUCUAAAUGGUGGUAUGUGUGUGGAUGGUGUUGGGGACUUGUUUACUUGUCAAUGUGUGCAUGGUUUCAACGGGACCAGGUGUGAGAACGACCUUCCAUUUUGUCGCUUCGACUCUUGCAAAAAUAACAGUAUAUGUGUUGAAGGUUUGGGUAAUUUAACGACGUGUAUUUGCCCUGAGGGAUUCAGUGGUCAAGAUUGCAGAGAAGACUUAGACUUUUGCACUGAGUUGACUUGUCGCAACGGUGGUACCUGUGUGGAAGGACUUGGAAUUGUUGUGUCUUGUCUCUGUCCCAAUGGAACAGUGGGAGAGCACUGUGAUCUGCCUGAUGAAGGGAUGAACAUUAUUGUACUGAUAGUGAUCAUAGUGCUGGCUGUAUUCGGACUCUUCUUCCUGGUCUGUUUUAUAGCAACACUUAGUUGCAGUGGAUACUGGGACAGGACAAGAAGAAACUCCUAUCAAGCGAAUAAGUGGACGUUAGAAUACCAGCAUAAACGAACUCCAGUAACCAUAGCAGCCCUGGAAAACACUGUCGUGCACCUUGAACUAGACUGUAACUAUCGUGAUACACAACAGUACAGGGACAACCUGAGUCAAAGCAGCUUCGAGUCUCAGACAGCCAUGGUGCAAUUCUCACUCAACAGAACUGGCAGUUUGGGCAGCAUUUGGAGCAAUCUAGUGCGGACACCUUCGACAAGAAGCUAUCGGUCCCCUUUCGCCAGGAAUCCUUCCGCUAGACAAACUGGAGGUGUGGUCAGAGGGGAGGGACAGCUGGGCGAUAUUGAGAAGGAGGAACUGGCAGAUAUGCUGGAGAUGGGAGUGUCCACCUUCAAGCCAACAUAGCUACAAUUCUGGGAGGAAGGAUUAUUGAAGCAAGCACACAAACACAAACUCAUGACUCAUGUAUCAUUGCUGUUCGCAUUUUAUAUUUUAGGUUCAAAUUCAUUUGUUUUUGCUAAUUAAUUUCAUAGUAUUUAUGCCGUUUUGUAUAUUAAUUUAUAUACCUACCUACA
This is a messenger RNA of Halichondria panicea, 2346 nucleotides long. RefSeq names its product fibropellin-1-like. The transcript is spliced from 5 exons. Gene Ontology annotation, molecular function: calcium ion binding. The record is from RefSeq and is a predicted model, not a curated record. The coding region runs from base 56 to 2176 and encodes 706 amino acids. NCBI's taxonomy places the organism in Eukaryota, Metazoa, Porifera, Demospongiae, Suberitida, Halichondriidae.